Molecule: messenger RNA, 3934 nt
Organism: Equus caballus (horse)
Lineage: Eukaryota; Metazoa; Chordata; Mammalia; Perissodactyla; Equidae
Gene: TFCP2
Product: transcription factor CP2
Biological process (GO): positive regulation of transcription by RNA polymerase II
Cellular component (GO): nucleus
Molecular function (GO): RNA polymerase II cis-regulatory region sequence-specific DNA binding; DNA-binding transcription activator activity, RNA polymerase II-specific
Source: RefSeq, a predicted model, not a curated record
GCAAAGGAAGAGGGCGCCAUGAUUGGCUGGCGGCGGCACGGCGGGUGGUGGAGGAGCUCGGCGAGUCUGGGUUUUACCCCGGUGGUGGACUUUCCCUUUCCAUGUUUCGAGGCCUUUGGGGGCUGCAGAGGGAGGGGAGUCGGCUCGGCGGAAACCUGGAUCUGGUUCUAAGAGCCGUGGGGUUGAGCAGGGGUGACCGGAAGUGAUCUUGGGACUGACCGGAAGCGAGGCCUGGAGGGGAGAGGAGAGCGGGUCCCGGGAGGGAGGGGGCUUCCAGCGGGCGGGGGCCGGGGGAAAGGUGCGAGAACGGCGUGGGAGCGCCGGGUAGGCUGCGGGUCCCUGCUGCUGGGCUGUUUGGAGAGCAACGUGCCCACCACGAGCCUAAGGAGCUCGAGUGUGGGAGUCCAGCGCUGCCUCUGGGCAGUCUGGACUAGUUAAGCAAAGGGGCCCUCGUGCGGCUCCAGAGAGCUGGCGGGGAGGGAUUUUGGUAGUUGGGGCAGCCAAGAGCAGGGAGGCAAGGGUACGGGAGAUUAGUUAGGUUGUGCGGGCAGUGCGGUUGGGCUUGGGGGCGGCUGGGAGGUACUGUGUGGGAGAUCUUGGCUUGGAGUUUUCUACAGUCCUGCCCCCAUUGGGUAGAAUCACACUACUCGCCUUUGUACAAGAGUCGGUGUCUCCUGGGGCAACGAAGGAGCCAGGAUGGCCUGGGCUCUGAAGCUGCCUCUGGCCGAUGAAGUGAUUGAAUCCGGGCUGGUGCAGGACUUUGAUGCUAGUCUUUCCGGGAUCGGCCAGGAACUGGGUGCUGGUGCCUAUAGCAUGAGAUUGUUCCAGAUUUGGCCAGAGGAACCCCUUCAAGCUGGCUCCACACAGAAGCCUUUUAAAAUUAAGGUCUUGCUGAUGCCUAUUGUUCCGAGUGAUGUCCUUGCAUUGCCCAUUUUCAAGCAAGAAGAGUCAAGUUUGCCUCCUGAUAAUGAGAAUAAAAUCUUACCUUUCCAAUAUGUGCUUUGCGCUGCCACCUCUCCAGCAGUGAAACUCCAUGAUGAAACCCUGACAUAUCUCAAUCAAGGGCAGUCUUAUGAAAUCCGAAUGCUAGACAAUAGGAAACUUGGAGAACUUCCAGAAAUUAAUGGCAAAUUGGUGAAGAGUAUAUUCCGUGUAGUGUUCCAUGACAGACGGCUACAGUACACUGAACAUCAGCAGCUGGAGGGCUGGAGGUGGAACCGACCUGGAGACAGAAUUCUUGACAUAGAUAUCCCAAUGUCUGUGGGUAUAAUCGAUCCUAGGGCUAAUCCAACCCAACUAAAUACAGUGGAGUUCCUGUGGGACCCUGCAAAGAGGACAUCUGUGUUUAUUCAGGUGCACUGUAUCAGCACAGAGUUCACUAUGAGGAAACAUGGCGGAGAAAAGGGAGUGCCAUUCCGAGUACAAAUUGAUACCUUCAAGGAGAACGAGAACGGGGAAUAUACUGAGCACUUACACUCUGCCAGCUGCCAGAUCAAAGUCUUCAAGCCCAAAGGUGCAGACAGAAAGCAAAAAACAGAUAGGGAGAAAAUGGAGAAGCGAACACCUCAUGAAAAGGAGAAAUAUCAACCUUCCUAUGAGACAACUAUACUCACAGAGUGUUCUCCGUGGCCCGAGAUCACAUAUGUCAAUAACUCCCCAUCACCUGGCUUCAACAGUUCCCAUAGCAGUUUUUCUCUUGGGGAAGGAAAUGGGUCACCAAAUCACCAGCCAGAGCCGCCCCCUCCAGUCACAGAUAACCUCUUACCAACAACCACACCUCAGGAAGCUCAGCAGUGGUUGCAUCGAAACCGUUUUUCUACAUUCACAAGGCUUUUUACAAACUUCUCAGGGGCAGAUUUACUGAAACUAACUAGAGAUGAUGUGAUCCAAAUCUGUGGCCCUGCCGAUGGAAUCAGACUUUUUAAUGCAUUGAAAGGCCGGAUGGUGCGCCCAAGGCUAACCAUUUAUGUUUGUCAGGAAUCCUUGCAGUUGAGGGAGCAGCAGCAACAGCAGCAGCAACAGCAGCAGAAGCAUGAGGAUGGAGACUCAAAUGGUUCUUUCUUCGUGUACCAUGCCAUCUAUCUCGAAGAACUGACAGCUGUGGAACUGACAGAAAAAAUUGCUCAGCUUUUCAGCAUUUCCCCUCGCCAGAUCAGCCAGAUCUACAAGCAGGGGCCAACAGGAAUCCACGUGCUCAUUAGUGAUGAGAUGAUACAGAACUUUCAGGAAGAAGCCUGUUUUAUUCUGGACACAAUGAAAGCAGAAACCAAUGAUAGCUAUCAUAUCAUACUGAAGUAGGUGUGGGGCUUUCCAUCCUGCGUUGCUGCUGCUUCCUUCGCCUCUCGGAAACCCCCUCUUGAAGGGGGUCUUGAACGGAGAUUUGAAGGUUUGCCAGGACCAGACCCCUGACUGCGUGUGGAGGGGUCCAGGCCACGGAGGCGGAAUCCCAGCUGUCUGUGUUGGCCUGGGCUCUUCUGGCAGACGUAGAUUACUGCCCGACGUGCAUUUCUGCAGCAGUUUCUUAGUUAACAUUUUAGACCCUGUUGUUGAAUAGCAACAGAAACUACACAUCAUUUAGGGUAUGUGUAGGGCAUAAUGAUGAUGAGAAUUGUGUGAUGUUUAAUGGAAAGAUGUUAAAUUUUGUGAUAUGGAGCCAUGUAAUUUUUUUCUAAUAUAAAAGUGAACAUCUAUAUUCAUCAGACUAGAUCCUCAGUCUUUUUUGCAUCAAACAUACUGGCUUUUUGCCACAACUGCCCCCUGAAAACCUCAUCAAAGAGGAGAAAUACAGAGAUAGAAUAGAAUUUUUCUUUUGGUUCUCUUGUACUAUUAUGACUAAUAGUAAUUUUAGCUAACAUUUAUUUAUUGAACAUUUACUUGUAUCAGGCAGUGUGAUAAAUUCUUUAAAUGGAUUAUCUUGUUUAAAUCCUCUAAAUAAUCCUAUCUGCAGUAGGUAAUAAUGAUCCCUAAUUGAAGAUGAGGAAUGGAGACGUACGGUGGCUAAGUAGCUUGCUAACUAACAGACAGCUCACAGGUAGUAACACUGAAAUCCAAACCCAGGCAGCCUGGCUUUUAACCGCCACCUGUUACUGCCCCCCUUGCCAUCGUUUCUCACUGUGGCUCUCCUGGUGAGUAGGAAAUAACACUGAGUGAGAACUGAACCAUCAACCACUGAAAGGGACGGACCACAUCUCAGUAAUGGUGAGCAAAUCAAGACCUACAAACGCAUCAUUAUCAGGUUCACAGGAUUGGAGGUGGUGAAAACUAGGGAUUAUCUCUAACUCCCCAAAUUCACUAUUCUUUUUUUUAAGAUUUUUAAAUUUUUCCUUUUUCUCCCAAAGCCCCCCAGUACGUAGUUGUGUAUUUUUAGUUGUGGGUCCUUCUAGUUGUGGCAUGUGGGAUGCCGCCUCAGCGUGGCUUGAUGAGCGGUGCCAUCUCCACGCCCAGGAUUUGAACUGGCAAAACCCUGGGCCCUGAAGCGGAACACUUGAACUCAACCACUCGGCUAUGGGGCCGGCCCCUGCAAAUUCACUAUUCUUGAAUCUCCACCUCAAACUUUAUUAAUGAGUUAGGCUGACUCCUGCUUCCUCUUUCCCCUCUCUGCAUCUUCUCUUGGUAUAGGAACUUCUUUUACUCACGUAGUGUUCUUUUAUAUAAGCUUUACAAGAAAUUCAUUCCGAUCCCAUUCACAUUCUUACCAUGAAUUUUUGUUCUUUCUUAAAGAAUGAUUGUGGGCCUGUGUGUAUGUGUGUAAAACUAUGGGUCUUCUGUUUUCGUUUGUAAGGUUUUAUCCAGAAAUCCCUUUACACAUUAUGUUGCGGUGAAAAAGAUUCUGUAUUGGAUUUGGAUCUGUGUGUGUGUGUUUUUAAAGCAUUUGAUAAAGUUUAAAUGUUUUUAUACAGAGAUUUUUGUUCAUUAAAAUCAACCUGCAACAUGG